AAUCAUCGAAAAAUAAAAUAACAUGGAGAUUAGCCAGCGCAAAGAAAUGAAGACUCGUCAGUAAACUACGGCUACUACUUUUCAACGUGCAGAGACGUCAUGGUCAUUUCAUAUUGCAGCAGUGAAGCAGCCGCGGAUCUAGCGAUGUGCAGCGGUGUGAAAAUGACCGACGCUUGCACAACAAAACUCCCUUCCUCGACCGUCUCUGCCACAUCUUCCCCGUCACCGUCCCCACAACAGCAAAAAACUCCGCCGUCACAUCCAUUUGAAUGGGAUAUCAACGACUCUAAUGUUCCAAAGGUGAGCCAGUACGACAGGUUCAGCGAGUGGUCGGACGGGCACAGCCGACACGUGUAUGCCCCGACACUGGAGGAGGCGCGUAAACACGCGUCAGGCUGGGCCAUGCGGAACACCAACAAUCAUAACGUCAACAUCUUGAAGAAGUCAUGUCUGGGUGUCGUCCUCUGUAACCAGCGAUGCACCUCAGAAUCUGGUAUCAAAGUAACGUUACGGCCGGCCAUCUGCGACAAGGCGCGCAAGAAGCAGCAGGGUCGGCCGUGCCCCAACAAGCAGUGUGGGGGGCGGCUGGAGCUGAUGCCCUGCAGGGGGCACUGUGGCUACCCCGUCACCCACUUCUGGCGACACACUGAACACGCUAUAUUCUUCCAGGCGAAAGGCGUUCAUGAUCACCCGCGGCCUGAAGCCAAAAGUACGGCGGAGGCGCGCAAGUCGGUGUCGGGCAAAGCUGUCCAUGCUACGCGACGGCCGCCCACCAGAGCACUUGAACAUAAGAUCACGACAGGAGUGAAGCGGUCGUUGUCCGGCAGCUCGUUGAGGGGCGGGGAUGGCAGUGGCCCUCCUGUCAAGAUCCUCAAAACUGGACCUCCUCCUCUGUUGCGAGACUACAACCCCAAUACAAACGUGUGUUCUUGCCCUCCAUUCGAGUGUUCGUGCACGAAAUCUUCAUCAGUGAGUCAGAGUUAUGGUUACCUAGGACGGUCGCCAAUGGCUGCAAACACUCCUAGUUUAGAGAACUACACUCCGAGUUUAGAUUCGUAUUCUUCUCACUUAACGGGCAUGGAAGGGUAUUCGACUACCUCUCCGUGGACACCGGUUGUAGAAUGGCCAAAUCAAAGUCAGCCAAUUCACUACAAAGAGGAGCCCUGGGCUACUUGGUCCACUAACCAAGAGACCGCAAGUGGAAUAUUAACACAAGGGAGUUACAACAACCAAUCCGAAGUUCAUGUUAACAAUAAUUUUCUGCAAACCCAGGGGUCGAAUCUCGGCGUUGUUGAAACUAACCAACUGCCGAUAGAUACAGCGUACCAAGCUGAUGAUCAAGAUUGUCUAUUUUCUUUUGAUACGUUUCAACCAGGUGACAUCUUCGCUCUCGAUGAACAUCAAAUUGAGAUCGGCGCAUCUUCGAGAGAAGCAUCACAAAUAAAUCCAUACAUUGCAAAUAGUUCUAACCAACAGAUAACAUUAUCGAACUCAACCAAUACAACGCAAACAAGUCAAGCUGUAGAUACAACAGCGAAUAGAUUUUUGCAGUGUCUUGAUGAUAUCAUAGGCGACUGUUUGCUUAACGAAUCUUGUCCUGAAAACCCACAGAUGCAACACUCACUUUCGUUAAAUAACACCGUAGCGAAUCAGCAAUAUUGUGCACAACAACCAUGGCCGCCGCAAGGCGCACCCACUAUGAUGACGACAAUCACGAAGACUACCAAAAUAACGGCGUCUAUAGAAGAGAAGGUGAUGCUCAAUCCUUCAACAUUGUACCCCGAAGCCACGUGUUCAAGCUAUCCUCAGUACGGUGGAGUCCAGAGCGACACUCUACAAGCGUCUAAUUCAUUGUACCACAACCACGACAUUCCGCCCCAGCUUAUGUCCAACGUCAUGAAGUCUGAGGGAGCCAUUCCCAUGCCUGGGAAAUUUUCUGGACCGUUCGGAUCCAACGAUAUGCCCCUCUCUUGUUCGGCUUAUCAGUAUAACGACUGCUACCCUCAGAUCCAGGGUAAAUCGCCAAUAUCAGACCCUCUCCAAUCCCCUCCUACAUUCCAGAACUUGGACACCCACGAAACUACUCAUGGAUCUCCUGUAACAAGCAAUGAAUUUUCGAAUUACAGUGUGUGUUCAACAAAUGCCGGCAACGACAACUCGCCAGACAGAUUCGCCCAAGAUUCUGUCCAUUUCUCGAUUUACCCGUCCGUAAAUGAUCCACCGGAUAAUUGUGGCUUGAGGAUCUCAACUUCGAUGUAUGGCGAGCCUCAGCAGCACGAGUUCGCUUACCCUCGGCCAGACGCAAGAACAAAUUCUAACUACGAUCUUACCAUGUUUACGUCGUCUUACUGCAUAGCUAACGACUCAAAUCAAAGUUCACAAACCUGCAUUGAUAAUUUCGCUAAAAAUGUGAGAACAGAGGUGACGACCGGGGUUAACGCCGAGGCUUAGUGGAAAUCAUAAUAUAAAUGUAGGUUUGAAAUGUAAAUCUGAGACCCGUGAAAAUAGGUGCGACAAAUUAGUCACGAGACCAGAAAUAAAGAAUUUCUUAUGAGAUUUCAAAUUGUAAAAAGAGUCGUUUUGGUGCUGAAUCACAUGUGAGAUGAACCGUUUAAAUUAUGUUGCCAAUUGGCAAGAAAGUAAUGCUUUGUUGCAAUGCUGAUUUCCACCUUUAAAAAGAAUCUAUUAGGCGCGUGAUGUUCUGCAAAGUUGCGGUUAGGCUCUAAUUAUUCACAAUUAGGAUGAAAACGAUACCUGUCGCAGAGCGCGCAGUAUGUCUAUAGGUCUAGAAAUAAUCUCAAAUGAUAUAAUUCGUGCAAUGUCAGCGUCAAACUGUUUCAUGAGAGUAAGUGCAUUAUAACGUUAGUACAAACAAAUAUACGACAUUCCGUGAGCUACCUGGCUUAGAGAUCUAUGCAGGACAAUAUCUCACAGCAUUUGAUUAUUAAUUUUCUUAAACUGUAUUUAGUUUAAUUUGGAAUAUUUUCCAUAUUUCAAGUAAUUUAAUGGUGAGUGAAAACGAGUGGCUUAGAUGUAAGAAUAAAAUAUGGAAAAGUGGAAGGGUUGUUUCUGAAUAAAUUGUGCUUAUGGAAGACGAGGCUGCUCAAUAUGAUACUUGUCAAAGUAAAGGAUCUCAUUAUAGGUAUGAUGUUAAGUGCGUAGUUGAUAUUUCUUUCAUGCCUUUCAUCACCCACGAUUGGAGUCGGAAAUUUGGAAAUUCAAAAGCCCUUUAGUGAAAUGAAACGAAAACUAGUCAAUUAAUAAUUCAUAAAUUCAUGGAUAAUUUAAUAGUAAUACUGCUUGUUGUAGGGCUCUUGACCGAGAAAUUAAACGUUAAAUUGGUUAAAAGUAUGGUCAUGCGAUGGAAUAUAUCGAACCUAAACUAUUGCAAAAUAAAAAUGCAAGUCUGCGUGCUUCAAAUGAAUAAGUGAUGAUGAAAUAAUUAUUUAAAAAUAAGUAGUUACAAAAUAAUUAUUUUGUAACUACUUAGGGUACUGCGCCUUUCUACAUAGACUGCUGGUUUAUAUGAUACGGAAAUGUGUGCAUUAAAUAUUAUUUGUAUUUCUUAUUUACGUUAAUAGUUGUGACAAAUCUUAAUGAGACUUGUUUAAAGACAAGGAUAUUAUCCCUUCGGCAUAGUAAUGUUAAGUGGAGCUAAUGUUACUGAACAGUAAUGCCAUGUAAAGAAGCUAGUCAUAUGGGACAUUUUGUUGUUACACCACGUGUACAAUAUUACUUAUAGGUCAUUACUUUAAUUACA
Hyalella azteca is the source of this 3760-nucleotide messenger RNA. RefSeq lists its product as uncharacterized. The transcript has 7 exons. The record is from RefSeq and is a predicted model, not a curated record. Gene Ontology annotation, biological process: gliogenesis; regulation of transcription by RNA polymerase II. The coding region runs from base 100 to 2451 and encodes 783 amino acids. NCBI's taxonomy places the organism in Eukaryota, Metazoa, Arthropoda, Malacostraca, Amphipoda, Hyalellidae. Gene Ontology annotation, cellular component: nucleus. Gene Ontology annotation, molecular function: RNA polymerase II cis-regulatory region sequence-specific DNA binding; DNA-binding transcription activator activity, RNA polymerase II-specific.